AUGGAUAGUGACAAUAAUAAACGUUUCAAUUUUGAACAACUUUCGUAAGGAUAGCUUAAAGGACGACUUUAUAAAAAUAGUAAUCGUUAUGAUCCUAAUGAACGAAAAUACACUUAAUAGCUGUCAGCUAUCUCCUUGCCUUAAUUAGUGCCUAAAGUUUCUAAAUAAAGAUUAGAGCCUACAACCUAAACUCAUUCAGCUCUAGGUGUAACCAUUCAAAAUGGUAGAAUUUUACUUGAUCGAUCAGGUCAUCAAUCUACAAAAAGUAAAUGAUGAUUUAAUAACUAAAGACUUUAAAAGCGACAUUUUAAUACAAGAUUAGCUCAAAAAACCCAAGAAUUUGUCACCUCUUGGUCAUAGAUUAUUAAGUGAUCAUGGAAUGAGUAUUUUAGAAGAUGUGUAAAACCCUAAUUCAACUAUUAAUGAUUCUAUCAUUGGAUUGCUGUAACAACCUGAAAAAAAGAAGGAAACAUAGAUGAUUAAGAAAGCACUUAGAAAACCAAAGAAGAAACAGUAAUAACAAUCGUAUUUAUCACCUAUGGACUUUAUUUAUUUGAUAAGAACUGAUCCUGAAAUGGCUGAUGAGUUCUGUUAUUUAAAUAAAAGAGAUCAUGCCUAUGAUUAUUAAAUUGUUGAAUUUGAGGAUAGAAAUCCAAAAGAAUAUAUGACAAUUAGUGCAAAGGGUAUCACUUAUUUUCAAAAUGAUGAUGCUACAUUUUUAACUAUAGAGGAGUGGCAAAGGGAAGCUAAAUUAUAUUAAGAUCUUUAAAAAAUAGAUUUUUUUAGAAAAUAUAAAUUAUGGAAGAAUUUCUUCUUAUGGAAGAGAUUAAUGAGGAAAAACAUCCUAGCCAAAAAUCAAGACUUAAUGAUAUCUAAUAUGUUUUCAACUGACAAAUAAUUAAGAAUCACAUUAUUAGAAGUUCGUAGGAUAUGUUAAUAAAUGGCUUAAGAUAUAAGAUUUUUAGAUACUUCAACUACAAUUCCAUAAACCCAUGAAAAUUUUAAAUAAUUGUAAGAUAAACAUUUAAUGUCUAUUAUGGAUAUUAAAUUUGAUUCAUAUGAAUAAUAGAUUAAAUAAAUAAUUGUGGAAUGUUGUUAGAAAUCUUUAGUUAAUUUUAAAGAAAUUCAUCGUAUUCCACUUCAUGAAGAUGAUAAUGAAGAGAGAGCUCCAUUAUUAGUUGGUGAUGAAUCAGGAAAAGAUAUGCCAUACACAACUGAGGCUACUAUAAGAACUCAUUAUAAAAGAUUAAGAAAAUUUGUUAAAUAUGUUGAUUAUAUCAUAAUAGAUGCUAAAUUAUAGAUGAUGUAGAAUUCAGUUGAACACAUUGUUAAAUAGAUUCGUGAAUUUAAUGAAUAAUAUAAAGAGAGUUCAGGAGUAAAAAGAAAAGGAUAUUAUGGUAAAGGUUAACCUUAAUGUUGGAUAAUUAUUGAGGCAAUUGGCAAAUAGGAAGAUAUAGUGUUUAAUCCUGUGAGGGAAUAAUUAUUCAGAAUAUUUGAAAGUGUUGUUACUAAUAGUGUUAUUCGUAUAACUACUAGACAUAGAGAAAUGUUGUCUAUGCCAGAAUUAUAACAGUACAUUCAAGAUGAAAGCAAUUAACAAUCAGAAAAAGUAGAUGUUAAAGCAAUAAUAAAUGGAAGUGAAAAUUUCCAAAUUGCAUGUGGUUAAAUGAGAAAAGAAUUGGAAAUUGCAUUUGAUUUUUUAGAAUCAUAUUCUGAAAAAUUGAAACCAUUUAUGAAAUGGUAUGUUGAUAAUACAAGAGUCAAUAUUGAAAAACAAUUUGCUGAUAAAGAAGUAGAAGAAUAUAGAAAUGCUAUUAACUUAUAUAAGGAAUAAGAUCAAUAAUUUUAAGAUAUUGAACCUACUCAAGAGAUAGGAAUGAUAUUGUUUGAUAAUUAAAAAUUAAAAGCCCAAAUUAAAUCUAGCGCUAUGAAUUGCAUUUAAGAAUUAUAAAAAUUCAUACCUGAAUAUAUGUACAAGAAAGCAGUACUCUUUACAUAAAAAACCACUUAAUUAUAUUCAACUAUAGCUAUAUCACCAAUAACAGUAGAAUAAUUUGUUAAUUAUAUGGAGGCUGUGAAUGUAAUUAAUAAUUAAUUUGAAGAUUUAAGCAAUGUCUCAUAAGAGGUAACAGCUAUGGCAUUACUUAUGGAUGAAUUACGUAUUAAGAUUUAAGAUAAACAUAAAUAAAAAUUUGCAGAAUGUAAUUAAUAAGUCAGUUAACUUCGUAAAAAAGUUGAUGAUGCAAUGGCUAAUUAUGAUUAAAACUUAAAUAAAUUUAGAAAAGAUAUGGAAAGAAUGAUACCAUAAGUAGAUAACACAGUAAAAGACUUAAAUGAAAGAAUUUCUGAAUAACCAUUGAGUUCUUUAGCAGCAGAUUUAGGGGAUAUGGUAACAUUUGUUUAAGGAGUAAGAAAGCAAGUAGAUGAAUUAAAAAUUCAUGCAAAAAAAUUGAAUGAUUAUUAAAUAGCAUUGAAUAUGGAAUAUACACCAUUUGAAAAAUUGGAAGCAUUUAAUAAUGAAUUCACUUUAUUAGAGAGAUUGUGGUGUGGAAGAAAUGAAUGGAUUUCAAAUUAUUCAAUAUGGUUAAAAUAACAUUAUACAGAUAUAAAUUUAGAUGAUAUGAACAAUCUAAUGGAAAAAUUAUAGAAGGCAGCUAAUUUAUGUGCCAAAGAAUUAGACAAAAAUGAAGUAGCUAGAGUAUUUAAGUCAGAUAUUGAAGGUUUUAGAGGUGUCUAUUAAGUUUUAUAAGCAUUAAAAGAUCCUGCAAUUUCAGAAAAGUAAUGGAAUCAAAUAAGAGCUAUGAUACUUGAAAAUUAAUAGCUAUUUAAGGAACCUAUUCUUGAACCAUUUACACCAAUAAAUGAUCCUAAAUAUAAUGUUUUAUGGAUCACUUAAGCAGGGUUAGAUUAGGUAAAAGACAAGCUUAGUGAAAUUGCAUUAAGAGCAGCAAAAGAAAUAGAAUUAGUUAAAAUGUUAGAAUAGGUUGAAUCUAUUUGGAGAUCAGCAGUUAUUACAGUACAACCUUAUAGAGAAUCAAAAGAUGUUUUUAUUUUAGGAAAUAAUGAAGAUUUGAUAUCUAAAAUUGAUGAUACAUUAUUGACUGUUAAUAAUAUUUUAGCAUCAAGAUUUGUAGAAGGUAUUAGACCUGAAGUAGAAAGAUAAUAAUCAUUAUUAAGAUAUUUCUAGGAAUUAUUUGAUGAAUGGAUGCUACAUCAAAGAAAUUGGUUAUAUUUGGAACCUAUUUUAAAUUCACCAUAUAGUGCUAAGAAUUUAGCAAAGGAAUCCAAAAUAUUUUAAUAAGCUGAUACUCAAUGGAAAAAAAUAAUGAGAAAUGCUAGAGAUAGUAGUAUAGCUAGAAAAUGGGCAGAUGAUUAUUAAAAUAGAUUAUAUUUUAAUUAAUUAAGAUAAAAUAAUAAUAAUUUUGAUGUCAUUUAAAAGGCUUUGGAUGAAUUUUUAGAAAAGAAACGAGAUGUUUUUUAAAGAUUUUACUUUUUAUCAAAUGAUGAACUUUUAGAAAUUUUGUCUAAUGCAAAAAAUAUUUAGGCUAUUCAACCAUAUUUAAGAAAGUGUUUUGAAAACUUAGUAAAAAUUCAGUUUGAUUCAUAAGAAAAUGCUAUUGGAAUGAUAUCUGCUGAAGGAGAAAUUGCAGUUCUUAAGGGAUAUGCAGCAAGAGGGGAAGUGGAAGAUUGGUUAAAAGCUCUAGAGGAUAAAAUGAAAUCUUCAUUAAGUGGUGUUAUGAGAUAAUCUUUAAUUAAAUAUUAAUUAGAAGAUACAUAGAGAAAAGAUUGGGUAUUUGAAUUUCCAUUAUAAAUUAUUAUUACUAUUGAUUCUAUAUUUUGGACUAAAAUAACAGAAGAAAAUUAUUUAUAAGCAGAUGCAGAAGGUGAUUUAGAUGAUUGGUAUGAUGCUAAUAUAGCAAUGCUUGAUGAAUUGACAUUAUUAAUCAGAGGAAAUCUUACUGAAUUAUAAAGAAGAACUCUUGUUGCAUUGGUCACUUAAGAUGUUCAUUUCAGAGAUAUUGUGGAUAAUAUGAGAAAUGAAUCUGUUGAAGGUAUAAUGGAUUUCAAGUGGUAAUAAUAAUUGAGAUUUUAUCAUGAUGAAGAAAGUGUGCAUGCAAAAUAAGUCAAUGCUAAAUUAAUGUAUGGCUAUGAGUUUUUGGGAUCUACUACAAGAUUAGUUAUCACUCCUUUGACUGAUAGAUGUUGGAUGACUAUAACAGGAGCUUUGGGUAUUAAAUUAGGAGCAGCACCAUAAGGUCCAGCUGGUACAGGAAAAACAGAAUCAUGUAAAGAUUUAGCUAAAGCUUUGGGAAGAUAUUGUAUAGUAUUUAAUUGUUCAGAUUAAAUUACAGCUAAAAUGAUGGAAAAACUAUUUGCAGGAUUGGCAUAUUGUGGAGCCUGGGUUUGUUUAGAUGAAUUUAAUAGAAUCUAUAUUGAAGUAUUAUCAGUCAUAGCACAAUAAGUAUAAACUAUAAGAGAAGCUUUGUUAGAAUAUAAAAUGAACUUUUAUUUUUUUGGUAAAAAUGUAUAAUUGAAUCCUGAUUUGGGUAUAUUUAUUACAAUGAAUCCUGGUUAUGCUGGUAGAACAGAAUUACCUGAUAAUUUGAAAGUACUUUUUAGACCAGUAGCUAUGAUGGUUCCAGAUUAUAGAUUGAUUGCUGAAAUUAUGUUAUUUGCUGAAGGAUUUUCAAAUGCCAAAGAUUUAUCAAGAAAAAUGGUUAAAUUGUAUCAAUUAAGUUCAGAGUAAUUGAGUCAGCAAGAUCAUUAUGAUUUUGGUAUGAGAGCAGUCAAAUCUGUUUUAGUGAUGGCUGGAUCAUUAAAAAGAGCAGAACCAAAUAUUAAUGAAGAUAUUGUAUUGAUUAGAGCUAUGAGGGAAAGUAAUUUGCCAAAAUUUUUGUCUCAUGAUAUUCCAUUGUUUAAUGCAAUAGUAAGUGAUCUGUUUCCAGGUAUGUAAAUUCCUACUGUUCAAAAUAAAGAAUUAGAAACAGCAAUAAAGAAUAUUAUAGAUCUUAAUAAAUUAUAAUAAUAAGAUACUUUUAUAGAAAAGGUAAUUUAGUUCCAUGAAACAUUGAAAGUAAGAUUUGGAGUAAUGUUGGUAGGAGUGACUAUGGGUGGUAAAUCUUAAGUAUAAAAUAUACUUAGGGAAUCUUAUAUUAAAUUAUUUGAGUAAUAUUCUUUGAAGGGGAUUAAGAAUCAUGCAAUAUAUUAGAUAGUGGAACAUUAAAUUUUGAACCCAAAAGCAAUAUCCAUGGAAGAAUUAUAUGGAUAAUUUGAUAUGAUGACUUAAUAAUGGACUGAUGGUUUAGCAUCUAAUAUAAUGAGAGGAUAUGCAUCAUCAGAAACUUUAGAAAAGAAAUGGGUUGUAUUUGAUGGGCCAGUAGAUGCUUUAUGGAUUGAGAAUAUGAAUACAGUGUUGGAUGAUUCAAUGACUUUAUGUUUAAGUAAUGGUGAGCGUAUUAAAUUAAAGACUUAAAUGAGAAUGAUUUUUGAAGUUUUAGAUUUGGCAGUGGCAUCACCUGCAACAGUAAGUAGAUGUGGUAUGGUGUAUUUGGAUGAUAAAGUGUUAGGUUAUGAACCUAUAGUUAUGACAGAAGCUAUGACUCUUAUUGAUAUUUUGAGUAGAGAUAUUAUAGAUCAUUUAUUGAUUUAAAUAAAAGUGUCAUUUAAUAAAUCAAUUAAUUAGAUUAUUAAAUCAUGUAAGUAAUUAAUACCAGUACAUGAAACUUAAAUGGCUGUUGGAUUAAUUAAAUUAUUGAGGAUGGUCAUUUAAUUUUAUAAUUAAUAGUUGAGUUGUAAUUUAAGGGAUGAAAUAUCAAAAAAACACAUUGAAAAAAUAUUUGUUUGGGUAUUUGCUUGGUCUGUAGGUGCAACUCUUAUUUCAGAUGAUUAUUCAAAAUUUGAAAGAAUUGUAGCUGAUACUUUUCCAGUUGAGGUUUUGCCUAGGGGAUCUCUAUUCGCUUGUUUAGUUAGAAUAACAAAAACUGAUGGAUUGGUAGAUAUAAACUAUACAUAAUGGAAUGAUAUUAUUCCUCAAUUUGAGUAUAUAAAAGGAAUGAGUUAUUUUGAUAUGGUUGUUUAGACAAAAGAAACAGUUGCUCAUGGAUGGUUUUUGGAAUAAGCAGUAAAUACAAAUUGUCCUAUGUUUAUCACUGGAGUUACAGGAACUGGUAAAACUAUUAUGGUUAAUUCUACUGUUGAAAAAUUAAGAGAUGAUGGUCUUAUAGCUUUAAUGUAGAUUACAUUCUCAGCUAAAACAGCAAGUUUUACAACAUAAUUAAGUAUUGAAUAAAAAUUAUAAACAUAACGUAAAAAAGGAAGAACUAUUUUGAUGCCUCCUCCUGGAAAAAAGUUUGUAGUUUUUGUAGAUGAUGUCAAUAUGCCUGCCUUAGAAUAAUAUGGUGCAUAACCACCAAUUGAAUUAUUAAGAUAAUUUAUAGAUUAUAGAGGUGUUUAUGAUAGAAAAAGCUUUAAUUGGAAGGAUGUUGAUAAUACUAUUCUAAUUUGUGCUUGUGGUCCCCCAGGUGGAGGAAGAUCUCCAAUAACAGUUAGAUUUACUCGUCAUUUUGCUUUAUUAAGUGUGCCUAAUUCAAGUGAUGAAACAUUAUCUUGGAUUUUUAGCACUAUUUUAAAGGCAUUCUUAAAAAAUAAUCAUUUCAAGAGUGAAAUCGUGGAUUUGAGUGAAAACUAUUCAAUUGUUAAUGCAACUCUAUAAAUGUAUUCUGAAAUCUAAAAAGCCUUAUUACCUACUCCAGAGAAAUCUCAUUAUGUCUUCAAUCUUAGAGAUGUUAGUAAGAUUUUCUAAGGCAUUUUAUAAGCAAAACCUAUGAUUUAUUAGAAAUCUGAAUAAAUGGUUAGAUUAUGGGCACAUGAAACAUGUAGAGUUUUAAUGGAUAGAUUAAUUAAUUCAUAAGAUUAAGAUUGGUUUAAAGAGAACUUAGUUAAAAACAUAUUCUUAUUUUUUAAGAUUGAAUAUAAAGUCAAUGAAUUAUUUGAUUCAUAACCACCUCUUAUUUUUGCAGAUUUUUAGAAAAGAGCUGAGUUAUCUGAUAGAAUUUAUGAAGAAGUAAGAGAUUACAAUCAGCUUAUAAAAGUGAUUAAUGAAUACAUGAUGGAAUAUACAAAGAUGAAUUUAGUGUUAUUCAAAGAUGCAAUUGAACAUUUGACUAGAAUAAGUAGAGUGUUAAGAUAAUAGAGAGGACAUUAUAUGUUAGUUGGAGUUGGAGGUUCUGGUAAGAAAUCUUUGACACAACUAGGAGCUGUUUUGGCUGGAUGCAAAAUAGAUACAAUUGAGAGUAAGAAAAAUUAUGGUAAGAAAGAAUUUAAGGAAGAUUUAUUUAGAAUGAUGUGUGCAGUAGGAAUUGAUAAUAGAUUGGUUGCAUUCUCAUUUUCAGAUACAUAGAUAUUAUAAGAAGGUUUUCUAGAAGAUGUUAAUAAUCUUCUUAAUUCAGGUGAAGUACCUAAUAUGUUGACUAAAGAUGAUUUAGAGAUUAUUAAUUAAGGAUUAUAAGCAGAAGCUAGAGAAUUAAAAAUUAAUGAUAUAUAUCCAUACUUUGUCUAAAAAAUUAGAUCAAAUUUACAUAUUGUUUUAGGAUUAUCACCAAUAGGUGGAUAAUUAAGAGUAAGAUUAAGAAUGUUUCCAAGUUUAGUUAAUUGUUGUACAAUAGAAUGGUUACACAAAUGGCCAUAAGAAGCAUUGAUGAGUGUGGCAGAAAUGUUUUUAGAAACUUUAGAAUUUGAUGGUCUUACUAAAGAUAUGAGAUAAAAUCUUUAUUAAAUGUGUGUUCAUGUUCACUAAAGUGUUGAAAGAAAAUGUGAUGAAUUUUAUGCUGCUCUUAAAAGAAAUGUUUAUGUCACUCCAAAAUCAUAUCUUGAUUUAAUAGAAUCUUAUAA
Messenger RNA from Paramecium primaurelia, 7890 nucleotides. The record is from the annotation of a GenBank genome assembly. Lineage: Eukaryota; Ciliophora; Oligohymenophorea; Peniculida; Parameciidae.